Molecule: messenger RNA, 572 nt
Organism: Myotis lucifugus (little brown bat)
Lineage: Eukaryota; Metazoa; Chordata; Mammalia; Chiroptera; Vespertilionidae
Product: 28S ribosomal protein S36, mitochondrial
Exons: 1
Coding region: 18-329 (103 amino acids)
Biological process (GO): 2-oxoglutarate metabolic process
Source: RefSeq, a predicted model, not a curated record
UGCCCUUUCUUGGGGUCAUGAUGGGCAGCAAGAUGGCAUCUGCUAGCAGGGUAGUGCAGGUAGUCAAGCCACAUACUCCAUUAAUAAGGUUCCCUAACAGAAGAGACAAUCCUAAACCUAAUGUAUCAGAAGUUUUGAGAUCAGCAGGACUACCAUCUCACUCUUCUUUAAUUUCUCAGCAUUCUAAGGGAAGUAAAUCAUCAGAUUGGCUGAUACAUCAGGGUCCACCAGACACUGCAGAAAUAAUAAAAAUAUUACCUCAGAAAUAUAAAAGGAAACUUGUGUCUCAAGAAGAAGUUGAAUAUAUACAACGUGGAGGUCCUGAAUAAUCACUGACACUGUGGCUGCUGUUUGUUACCAAGCAAAAGAAUUGUCAUUACAAUAAAGGACUUCCAAAAUGACUAAUGAGAAAUUAUACAUUAAACAACUUAAAUAAAUUUUCUGUAAAAAAAAGAAAUAUAGAAAACUUAGAUAGAUAAUUGUAUUUCUUAAUUUAUGUAUCUUGGUCAGCUUUUCCACAAGCUAACCUAAUUUUUAUAUACUUUAUACUUAUUAAAGUACACAUUUUAAAA